Molecule: messenger RNA, 2269 nt
Organism: Anopheles bellator
Lineage: Eukaryota; Metazoa; Arthropoda; Insecta; Diptera; Culicidae
Exons: 7
Coding region: 650-1969 (439 amino acids)
Source: RefSeq, a predicted model, not a curated record
CGGAUUCUCGCCAUUUGACCAUGGGCGGCUCGCCACAUUCGCCGCGUUGAAGGCCUUGUGUGACCUCCAAUUUAGUCACAGCACCCAUUCCCACCACGAACCGCCUCGCCCCCAGGAGCGGUAAUUAAAGGAAUCUAGUUUACUGGCUGACAACAUGUCACCACGGUGCCGUGCUGCUGGUGCCAUGGUGACGAUGAGCCCUUUCAUGGCCCCAUCGCUGGCUGGCUGGGAGCGGAGUGGCGGCUCAAGGAAUACCUCCGGAAGCGUAUGAUUCUGCCGCCAGCCGUCCAGCUAUCCUGCUGCAGCAAUUCCAUUACUGGUACCAGUGACGUGUCCAGUGCGUGCCUAGAGCACCAGCCGCGUACAGUUGAAGUGGUGCCAUUCCCAUUGUGUCAAAAUAAUGCUGAUCCAACGUGUCAAGCGAAAGCGAGGAAAGUGAUUUCGUGGCUUUAUUGCAAAAGACAUUCGUGCACACCCAAUCGUUACCGAUCACCACGAUCCCACCGAUCGGCGAAACUGUGAUAUCAAAGGAACAAAAUUUUAUCAUCUUCAACACAACAAACCUGAGGUGGCACAUGUAAACGCUACGUCAAUCGCGUUUUUUUUUUUUGCAUUACAAAGUCUGUGACAACACGGCAGGGGACGGAAAAUGUGUAACUGCUGCAAGUGUUUUUUCAGCUGCUGGGAAGAUUUCUACUGGAACUGCAUCGAGGAGAAGUUCUGUUUCGACGAAACGUUAGUUAGCUACGACCCGGAAGAAGAUGAAAAGGUGGUCAAAAAUAAGAGCAAAAACGGAUACUACAGUGGACCGACGGCUGACGGUGACUCGGCCGAGAACAACAAUGCACCGAUAUGUCGCCAACCGGCGGGCAGCAUCGGACGUAACAUGUCGAUGAGCUCCGCCUGCAAAAUUCACGAGGACGAUUUGCGCCGAGAGAUUCAAACCAACGUCCCGAUGCUGGCACCGGAAGUGAUGGCCAUCUUUGCUAAUUCACAAAUUUUCCAAUCCAACGCACCGUCCAAGCAGCAGCAAACGUCAAAGGCCACCUCGCCGUCGUCGGUGAAGUUUGCCAUUUCCGAUUCCGGUUCACCGAUCGAUGUGACGACCCCGGCGGCCGCCGCCACCGCCGAAGUUGGUGCUGGCGAUGACGGCCGCUCGGAGAGUUCGGAUAAGCUCCUGAAACGGCUCGAAGGAACGUCCCUGGGAGAGCGAGAUAACCGAGCCGUCAUUCCGGCCAUCGUCGAGGAAGAGGACAUCGAUGGGGGGUCCGAGCGGGACGACGAGGUCAUCUUGAGGCCCCCGCGUGUCUUUUCCGACGCGGCCCUGUCCAAGUCGAUUCCGCGCGACGUGGGCAGCAGUAUGGUUCACAAGCAGAUCAGCUACCUUCAGGCAGAGGUGCCAUACUUUGCCAUUCGUCCGGCCAGCGAGAACGACAUCUUCACAAUAUCGUCGUCCGUGGGCGGUGGUGGUGGCGGCGGUGGAAGCGGCGGCUCUGGAACGUACAAUGCCAUCAGCAUGACACCGGAGGUGCCGGCCAUCUCGUACUCGAACCUCCCGAAGAACUACCUCGAGACACCCGUCAUCGAGAAGUACCGCGAAUCGGUCAGCCUGUACUCGAUCCAGACGGCCGGCAUCAACCGGCAAUCGCAGACGGACGAUCUUUCGAUGCCACGCUACUACGGCAAGUCGGAGCUGUUCGUCGUCGGUAUCGAUCGGGCCGGUAGCCGCAGUGCGGACGCGGUUGAGAUGGGCCGAUCCGACGACGGGAGCAGCGGCACGUUAGCCAAAAACCAACGUGCUCGCACCAACAUGGAAAAGAGCAAACGAUUGAUGAACAUCCGCACGGCAUUGCCACCGCUUAAUCUGGGCCUGGUACGGGGCCACUCGUCGGCCAACCUGAGGGAACGGGACCGUGAUUCGAAGGAACGCGACAGACACUCCAAAUCGAAGGAGAGCAUGCGUGUCUAGAGGGCGCGCUCGCCCAUGCCAAGUUUACUUAACCAACCAAUCAGUGCCAAGUACAGUAUACGGGAACAUCGUCCCAGGUGCUGGUUUCCGGCCGGUUUCAUGUUGCUACUUAGUUUUGUUGUUUUCAGUGAGGAUCUCCUGUGCGAGAGUAGUGGAGGUAUUAGAAACCAGCGUUGUUAUGCAAUUGUUAACACGUGUGGAGGGAAGACAUUUUAAGUGAUUCAACAUAGUCGUUCCGCACGCGGCACUCUAUAUCCGUUACAAUUCCAGAUGAGUAAGAUAUAGUUCAAUAAAGUCCGU